UUGUAAAGCCGUGAUGGCAGAAGCUCUUUCAAUAAAGUUGCUAGUGUUGACACACCAGGAGGACGGCUAGGGAGGCAGCCACCAUCAACCAACCAAACUUGUUAGUCAAAAUAUGUGCUGCAUAUCGUGACAGACCAACAGAGGACAGACAGAGGGAGACGGAUGCCCUCGGAUGAGUCGGCCAAGGAGGCAGAAAAGGCAGCUAGAUAGGGCUUCCAAUGCAUUUGCAUUGUUUUGUAUGAAACUUCAGGGUGAAUGGUUUCCCGAGAGAGGCUCUGCACAGAGCAAUGACCUUCCUCAUUCAUGACCCUGUGUCCUGGAAGGCCAUGCUUUUGCCAAUGUCGGAGCAACUGAAAUGGAUCAUCCUGGGAAUAUCUGUAGUCUUUUUCAUUCUGGCGAUGGGCCUCCUGUUGUGGCAGACCAUCUACUUCUGCACAUACACUCCCACACCCCAGGAACCUGAUUCUUACCUCCCUCUUGAUACCGCACCACAGGGGCCACAGACCCGACACUCGUUCAUUCCAAACUACAAGAUGGAGGCCCCGAGGUGGACCAGCUCUCCGUCUACGAGCAGCGACCUGCCGGCAGAGCCCGGCUGCAGCUGGCAGGAUGUGGAGCGGGAAGCGCAAGGUUCCCUGACGUUCUCCCUCUAUCACGACCACGUUCAGUCCCAGCUGGUGGUCACCGUGCUGCAGGCCAGUGGGCUGCAGCCACGAGCUCCCAACCAGAGGCUCCACCCCUUCGUCAGGGUGCGGCUGCUGUGGGCGGGGCCUGUGGAGGAGGGGCGGAGCCUGCAGCGGGUGCAGGGGGAGUGGCAGAGCCGCGUGGUGAAGGACAGUCUCAGCCCCUCCUUUGGGGACCAGUUCAUCCACACCCUGGAGCAGGAGAAAGAGCUGGCUCGCUACACAGUCAGGCUGGAGGUGAAGGAUUAUGACAGCUUCUCCAGAGAAGAGUCUCUGGGCGAGGUGAGGGUUCCUCUGGGUCAGCUCCACAUGACCUCCUACCCCCUGGAGCUGCUGAAGGACCUGCACACACCUCAGAAGGACCUGGUGGGUGAGGUGCUGCUGUCCCUGAGGUUUCUGCCCACCUGCCAGAGACUGGAAGUGGGGCUGUUGAAGAUCAGGACUCUGCCACCACACACACACACACAGAAGGCACUGCAUGCCAGGGUCAGUGUCCAGUGUAACCAGGUUCAGCUGCAUCAUCAGAAGAUCUCAUACCAGCCCUACACAGAGGUGACCAUCUUAAACCAGGUCCUUCCCUUCUCCCUGCCCGAAACUGACAUCUAUCAGUGUUCCAUCCUGCUGUCUGUCUACCACAGCCUGGCAGGCAGGAAGUCAACACGCCGCCUGAUUGGUCAAACCAGCCUUGGGAAGGGAGGGGCCUCUGAGGACCAACACUGGAGCUUGAUGAUGCGAUCAGUUCGCCAGCCAAUCUCACAGUGGCAUCCACUCUUCAUCUGAGGCCGGCUUUUUCAAGCGUGCCUCCAGAGCCUGUUUAAGGAGAGCCUGCCCACUCCCUAUUAAGCCCCAUUAUACCGAAUUUUGUUGCAGUUCCACCAGAGUUCCACUGGGAGUGAUCGCGGUCGAGUGCAAAAUGAAUGGGAGUCUAUGGAGCUAAACGGCUACAUUUGUCUCUUUCACCUGAUUUUUCGUUGAGAAAUCUCAGAUUUGAUUGUAGUUUUUGCAUGUUCUACAUGGAUUAUAGGUAAACAUUUGAAUGAACGAGUACUUAUUUCCUUUUGAUUUCUUACAGGGUGAGUCGUUGUUGCCCAUAACACGAUAGCAUUCUGAUAAUGAAUGCUGAUUGGUUAGUGAAGGACUGACUACGACCAGAGAUCCCGCUUGAUGGAAUCCAAAGUGGAAUCAGAAUGUCAGAGCAUUAGCAACAUUAGCAACAACAUUAGCAAGCCAAAACUCUUUCUAGCAUGUGUAUUGACAGGGAGAGCCUAACUUGUCAGCUAUGUUGUCGAUGCCUCGAGAGAAAAAAGGAAGUGACCAGAGCUUGCCGUAAUGCAGUAUCUCUGGCCGUACAAUGUGUAUGACUUCAUUGACAUUUUAAAAGGCUUUGUAGAACAAAAGGUGACUUUUUUUAAACCCAGCAGUGUGUAUUUUAUUUGCCUCCCCUUUUGAAUUCAACAUUCAAAUUACUAAACAAAGAAUUAUAUCCUGAGAAAAGUGGAUUUUGAGGGGUAUAGCUCCAUAGACCUCCAUUCAUUCUGCACUCGACCGUUAGCGCCCUCAUAUGGAACUAGAGUGGAACUGCAGAACCCGGAAGUUUCCCGAGAGUGGGAGUUCUCCCCAUAUUAGACAUUCUCUGGUGCCUCCUAGGCAAGACCAGGAAAUUAUCAUAAUAUUUGAUCACAAAUAUACAUUUUAUUUAGCCUGACGUUGUCAUACUCAUAAUUCUAGUCAGAAUAUGAGUCUGAUACCGCUCCGUUGGGCUGUGAGUAUGGGGCGUGUUUCAACCGAACCCGGAAAUAAAAUGCCUCUUCGCUCAAUUGGAUAGACCUACAACCAAUCAGAGCAACGUAGUAUGUUAACUUUUACCGAAUCCCGUAGGAAGGACGGCAAAAAAAAUCCAUCGACAAAUGCCUUGAUCGCGUUUCUCUGUUCCUCUUUCAAAAUGAAUGCGCUGUCGAUGUAUUCUAAAUCAGACUUGAUGGCAGAAUCUACACAUCUCAGCUCUCAAGCGGCAGCCAUGUUUGUUGAAAACGAAUUCAACCCAAGCACUCUUUGGUGACGUGGUUGAUUACGUUACUGUUGAUCAUCUGUCCAUCAUCGUAUAAAGCCCGCCCUGACAAUUUGAUUGGUCCGAACAGCUCCUGUUCGGACAUAGUUUUUCCCAAAACUAGCGACCCCAGACCUAACUCCCCGACCCAAUUUUUUUUGUGGGCGGGGCUAAACUGGGUUGGCACCCAGGCUACAUUUGAUAAUGUACAUAUUUAUUUAACUUGUGUAUGUGGACAUGUAUGAGUGGUAUGUGAAGGACUAUUACUUGAAUGUGAGUGAGAGAAUAUAUUGGCGGUGUUUUUUUAUAACAAUCUUGCCACUGUUUUAUGAAAUAUAUAAUGUUAUAGUAUUUUAAAUAUUAUAGACGGUAUAUGAUCUUCUUGUGCAUCAAUCGUAUGCAGAUAUCCUUGUUUACCACACGAGGGCACUGUAAUACUGGGGGUGUUCAGGCCAUGCAGUCAUCUCAGCCAAGGGAGAUUCGGAACGUUCACAGGUUUCCUUCCUUCCUCCCAGCUGCUAUGUCAGGUCAUCUCAUAUUGGUCAUUUGGUUUAAGGUGUACAACAUCCUGUGUUUGUUUUGAACUGACAGAGAACAGCCAGUGUGUGUGAGAGACAGAAAUAAUGGUUUGCUAAUUGGAAACAAGAAAGCAUUGAGAGAGAGAGCAAAAGAUAGAGAGAGAGAUAGAGUCUGUGAGAUAGCACGCUUCUCUCCCCAAAACACAGCUUUGUUGAACCCCACCCCCCCUGCAAUCCAGUCUUGUCAAAGCGCAACAUCACCAUAGGUAAAACCAAGUCAUUAAACGCUGACUGUUGCUUCUCAAGGCCAUUCCCAGGCAUGACCCACCCCCUCUCCCAGCCAAUGGGCUGUUGGGGAAGCAGGUAGGGGGUAGAGGAUAGGGGAUGAGGAGGAGUCAUGAGGCCCCAGACUCUUCAGAUGUUGACAUUAAUGGGCAACUGUGAUGCCUUUAGUUAUAUUGUUUGUGAUAAAAAAAAUAAAAUAACAAUUGCUUGCUAUGCAUUUUCCAUUUAAUUUCAUUCACUCACUCACACACUGUAUUCACACACGUUCAUUCACACACACACCCACACACACACAUGCGUACUGAUCCGUGUUUGACUGUUGAGAAGCUUUUGGGGACCCUGCAGCCUCAACCUUGGGAUGAUGUCAUCACAUUGGAAUGCUAGGCCACAUACUGACACAGGACAGGAAGCUGGGUCCUUAACAGUAAAGAAUCCUGCAGAUCUCGACACACAGUUUAAGAUUGAACUCACUUUCCACUUUAACUAGUGGUAGUACCACAAUUAGGUUCACUCCACCAGUAACCAUCUAGUAAACCGUAUACAUUAAAAGCGGCUAGUUUAGAGCUCAUAACCUGUCUCCUGGUCCAUCCUUCAGUUUUUUGAUUUCCCUCCCCCGCCCUCCAUAAGACUUUGGCAUCUGAGGCAAUGUUAGAGAGCCAACUGUCACCCAUCCCCCAGCUCUCUCCCUGAUUACUGCAGCAACUCAAACAUUUUGAGGACUGCAGACAUACGUUUCUGGUGUAUCCUAGGCUGUGCUGAUCAGUUGUACAGUGGUCAGUUGGAGGGUAGUUAGUGGUAAGAUGGUGAAUUUAAAGUGGUUAUCGCUGUACUGGUGAGUUAGAAGUGGUUGUCACUGUACUAGUGAGUUACAAGUGGUUGGUUUUGAGUUGGAGGUUGGUCAGAGAUGUGCUGGCAAGUACAUCCCGGACCAACCUCCAACUCCAACAUCCUACAGUAUAUUUUCUGUACUCUCAUCUAUGUGUUGCCCAAGAAGAUUCCAUGUCCACAUGGUAAACAUCUGUCCACAUGACUGUCCAUGGUCAUGUAACAUACUGUACAUUUUGAGAAUAUACACUUCUUGUAUAUCUGAAUGACAACAAACAAGUCAUUGUUUAAUUAAUUAAUUUUUAUUAGUUGACCACAAGUUACAGUAGUUAUUUGUUUUUUCUACAGUUUGCAAAGCAAGACUCCCUUUAGAAAAUCACAAAGGUAGAUGUUUUAUUUUUUAUAAUUAUGAUAUUAUGUUCUUUUUUUCUUUAUUUGUGCAUAGCUAGAUACCAGUCGGUAUGCAAGAUAACUACUUUUUGCAAACUUCUUUUCAGUUCCAUUGGUUAGUAGGAUGUUGAAGACAUAACAUUGUUAUUCACACAAGAAGAAUUUAGCUUGGCUAGGUUGUUGUAUAAACAACUGAUUGUAUCACUAUACAGGACAGCAGGUUAGCACAGCCUGAGGCUGGACACCUACAGUAUACUGGCUUUAGAGUAACUAUGCAAAACUUUAUACCCCAGGUGUUUUAACACAUACGUUGAAUUCACAGAAGAUCUACAGCAGGAGAAUGAGAUGUUUUGGUAUUGACAGAAAAUAAAAUGUAGAGCAUCCUAGCUCUACGUGAAUGGAAUGGCAUCGCCAUGAACACACAACUGUGACGUAGCAUGUGGAAACACUGUUUUCUUAUUAAGAAAAAUACAUAUUCCAUUCAAGGAAAAAUGGAAGCACUUCAUCCAAUGGUACUGUAUUUACUGGGAAUACUGGGUAAGUACUUGGUGUAUAUAAGUAUUGUUUGCACUUUUAAUACUGUAUUUACGCUAUGUGAUGUGGUAGGUACUGCUUGUAUUGUCUGUGUACUAGAUAUUUAUUAGAUGUGUACUAGGCAUGAACUAACUAUAUUUGUGUGCGUGUGUGAUAACAAGAUGAAGUGGCCAGAGACAACACUGUCCGCGGCAAACAAUGCUUGUCAGU
Messenger RNA from Osmerus eperlanus (European smelt), 5492 nucleotides. It is a transcript of the gene syt19, whose product is annotated as synaptotagmin XIX. The transcript has 7 exons. Gene Ontology annotation, cellular component: exocytic vesicle; plasma membrane. Gene Ontology annotation, molecular function: calcium-dependent phospholipid binding; clathrin binding; phosphatidylserine binding. Gene Ontology annotation, biological process: regulation of dopamine secretion; calcium-ion regulated exocytosis; regulation of calcium ion-dependent exocytosis. The record is from RefSeq and is a predicted model, not a curated record. Bases 288 to 1463 code for a protein of 391 amino acids. NCBI's taxonomy places the organism in Eukaryota, Metazoa, Chordata, Actinopteri, Osmeriformes, Osmeridae.